UCUUCCCCUGAAGCGCAGCAGCUGCGGAUCUCCUGCAGGAGGAGCGGCGAGAAGGAGACAUGCCGAACAUCUGGAAAAUGUCUGGAGCUGCCGUCUGUCCUGGAGGUCCACGGCUGAACGAAGACCAACAGUCCGUCAGCAUCGAGGCUUGGUGUCCGGCCACGAACCUUCACAGGAAGAAGAGGAUCUGCAGCAUCCUGCUGCUCAUCAGCGCCUCCUGCUGUGUCUCUGGAGCAACACUUGUAGUGGAUGUGGCACAGAGCUCCUAUCAGGCCGAGGAGAACCAGAACAUCACACUGGAAUGGAGGUUCACCCCCAAACCUGGCAGUUCCCUCGACUCCCUCUCCGUCUUAUGUGUAAUGUUAACUGAGCGUAAAGCCUCAGGUCUGUUUCACCUGCAUGAAGGCGUCGAGGCCCCAGAGUCUCGGGAUGAAGGAUUUGCAGGACGAGUCCAGUGUGACAGAGACGUCCUCAGAGAAGGACGAAUCAGACUUCAUGUGUCCACACUCAGGACUGAUGACUCCGGCAUGUACCUGUGCAGAGUCAGCACAGAUUAUGGGAUGAACACUGGCACGUGUCGUCUCAACGUCACAGUCCCUCAGUAGAAGCGUCAGAGUCCUGAAUGUCUGCACUCGGUUUGCAGUCAGACGUCUCAUGUUUAAUCUGCACAUCGUAGCUCCAGUGAAGCACAUAGUGAUGCUGACCUGUUACCAUGGCUACCACUGAUGCAUUAGAGGGUUGUAUUCAGCCUUUCUUCUCUCCGGUUUUCUUCUAAAAUGUUUCCACUUCAGUCUCUCACAUUUUAUUUCUUGUCCUGUCCAGCAGCUGCUGUUGAGCCUGAACCUCAGAGACAAAGAAUGAGACAUGAACCAGGGAGUCAGAGUCAACCCCUCCUCUGUGGUGGACUGACGCUGGCAGCAGUAACUCUGCUGGCCAUCAGUGUCAAAAGCUGCUCUCGACGUUUUCAGACAAACAACCCAUCAGGACUAACGGGAGUCUGGACGACCUCUCGGAAUAACUGGACCUGAAGGCUGAGCGACGAGGCCAGAGUGUUAUGGAGGUUUAUUGGGUCUAAAGUUUUCAUUGUCCUGAUGGUCAGUCUCUUUUCACCUGGUUCCUUAUGCUGCAUGCCAAACCUGCUCCAGAGGAGGUUCUGUUCAGAGGUUUGCAUUUCAGAUUCUCAGCUCAGUCAGUGACACAAACUGCAGCUUCACUGCUAUUUCAAAUAUAUCAGAGGGGGAAAGCUCAGGAAAAACCACGUUCUCAUCACAUCCCACUGAAUCUGACUGAAAAGACGAGGAGGAGUCCCUCAGGUGUAAAUGCAAAGACACGCUGCUUCUGCACUCACCUAAAUGUUUUACUGUCGUUUCAGUAUCGUCCAGUUUCUGACAUUCCUGGAGGAAGCUGUAGACCAAUCAUACGUUACGACUGUCACAUUACGCUUCCAUCCUCUUUGAGUCCUCAAAAACAGCCAUACCUCCAGCAGGAGGCUGCAAAGAAAAGAAAACAACGCACUUUCAAACAUUAGGUCGCAGUGAGAGUUUGGUCCACCAAGCCCUGCGAGGCCCAAAACUACAACAUCAGUUUUAGCUAAAAAUAAA
Chelmon rostratus (copperband butterflyfish) is the source of this 1601-nucleotide messenger RNA. RefSeq names its product programmed cell death 1 ligand 1-like. Gene Ontology annotation, biological process: T cell costimulation; negative regulation of T cell proliferation; positive regulation of T cell proliferation. Gene Ontology annotation, cellular component: external side of plasma membrane. Lineage: Eukaryota; Metazoa; Chordata; Actinopteri; Chaetodontiformes; Chaetodontidae. Bases 60 to 605 code for a protein of 181 amino acids. The record is from RefSeq and is a predicted model, not a curated record. The transcript is spliced from 4 exons.